This is a messenger RNA of Brassica rapa (field mustard), 5978 nucleotides long. RefSeq names its product serine/threonine-protein kinase PBL13. NCBI's taxonomy places the organism in Eukaryota, Viridiplantae, Streptophyta, Magnoliopsida, Brassicales, Brassicaceae. Gene Ontology annotation, biological process: protein phosphorylation. Gene Ontology annotation, molecular function: ATP binding; protein kinase activity. The record is from RefSeq and is a predicted model, not a curated record.
AUGGAAACGCCAAAGUGGAUCACCUGCCAAUAACAUCCAUGCUAGGUGAGAAAGUCUGAAGGAAUCGAAGAUGACUUCCAACCAAGACGAGCAAGGACUAUUGACUGUAAGCCAACGACUAGAAAGACAAUUAUGAAAGACAACUAAAAUCUUACCCAACCCAAGGAGAUGCAGUUCCUAACAUCAGCCAAAAUCUAAGAAAGAAGUGGAGCAGCGAAUAUUGACUGGAAAAGCCUACAACGUUGUGAGAAACAACCUCACAACUGGGAACUCAUAAAUUCGAUUUACAACGAAUUCCGUAUAAUCGCACUGACGAAAAAGGCGAGGAAGAACAAGAGCAGGAGGUGAGUUUUUUUUCCGGUGAUGGUGAGAAGCACCGCACACUGGAAAGGUAAACGAAAACAGAGAUGGUGACGGCUCAAGGUCAAAAUAUGGGGAGAGGAAAAAAACAUCUUUAAAGUUAUAAUAUACAAAAAUAUGAAAAAAAAUAAAAACAAUUUUGACGUCUAAACCAUUAAUCUUAAAAUCAACAAAUGCCUAAAUGCCAUGUUAUUGAAAUUCAAUAUGCUUUUACAUUAUAUGUGAUAUACCAUGGAUUUUACCUAUUAUUAGCCAUGGUAUAUAUAUAUUUUUAUAUGUAUUUACUUUGAUAUAGAGUCUAUUUAGAAUGUUUAUAUUUUCAGGGACGAUUUGGAGGAAAGUGAUGAUUUUGGUGUCUUUUGGAGCUUUUUGAGUGUAGAACUGCACAUAAGCUUCAGAUGUCUAGCUAUGGAUAGACACCUUCCCACCGUAGAUUGAGUCCAUAUUUUCACACAAGAUAUAACUUUGAGUUAGAUUUCCAAUGCCACCGGUUUGAGGUCAAUCAGCAACCUGUAGGAUAACUUAUGCUCGGUUUACUGAAGAGUUGUCAGUCUUCCUCGCGAGAGGAAGCUGUCGAGGAGAUGAAUGAAUGUCGAUCGAUAAAACAGUAUUGGUGUCGAUCGACAGUGAUGCCAGAACGUGGGCCAAACAUAUUUUAAGACCGAUUGAAGCCCAUAAGCCACACAAAGUUUCCAAAAUACCCACGGACGACCAGAAACCCUUUGUAUGUAUUUAUAAGCCAUUGUUAAUGGCUACAAGCUUUCAUUAUCUUAUUCUAUUGUUUUCUCUUAGGUUUGGAGAGAAUAUCAAUUCUCCUUCAGAGAUUUAUUGGAACUCCAUUGGUUUUAUCAUUGAUUUCGUAUCUAUUAUAUUAUUCACACUAUGAUUUAUAUUAUUGAUUCUAUGUCUGAGUAAUCAUCUUGUUAGGUUUAGGGAUUUCAUGAGCUUAAUGUCAAACUGAUGAUAAAUAAGGAUUGCUAGAUUAUAUAUAGAUCUCUUCACCAGGGUGAUUUGUAAUACUAGGAUCUGGAAUAGUUAGAAUAGCACGACAGUGUGACUAAUUGUUUGAAUCUAGAAUCAUAGGGUAGUUGAGAGGCACAAAACUGCAAUCAAUUAAAGGAACCCAAACUCUGCAGGAUUAGAUACCUAGGCGCAUAAGAGAGUUGGUCUAGGAAUCUAGUUGAACUUAAUCGAUUAGGUCAUUAAUGCUUAUCUGAGGAAGCAUCGAUCGACGUUCAGGCCAUAGCAUCGAUCGACGCUCGCUCCAAUUCAAUAAGCUACAGCUGAGACUUGACUUAGACAUAGGAUUAGCAAUUGCAUGCGAAAGCUGGAUAGCUUACUUAUUAAAAUCGAGUUCUAUAAUUGAAUCUAUAAACCAUUAGCAUCCUUGAAUUGUAGUUUUGAAUCUCUUGAUUGAUAAAUCCCUUGGUCUAGCUAUUUCUCCCAAUUGAUUACAACUUCAAUCAACCAAUCAAACAACUACUUUGUUCACCUUGCUUUCAUAUAAUUUACUGAUUUAAUAUUGAUUGCCUAGAUUAAUCUUAAUAUCUGUAGUCUAUUGUGUGCUCAUGCUCUCUAUAGAUUUGAUCCAUAAGUACUACAAUUGAACAUCUUAUUUGAGAGAAUAAAAUCAUUCAUUAGGAUAAUUGAAGUGAUAUCAAUAUGCUCAAUUCACUACUAACAAAUACUAUACACACAACAACACAUUAUUGGAAGAAAAAAACAUAAUAUAUUAACCUAUCACCUACUACUACAUAACACACUCAAAACACUAGAUAAUGCUCUUAACAAAUUAAAACGACCACAAAAUUACAUUAUCCAAAAAAUUAUACUCUUAAUAACAAUAAAAUAAAAUAAUUUUGGACUAUCUAAUCAUUUUUGCACUAACUAUUAUUAUAUAAAGUUUAAUAAUCUAUUUUAUUGGUCACUAAAAUUCAAGAUGAAUAAAUAAAUAAAUAAAAUAAUAGAAAUAUAAUUUAAAUAUUUAAUUUAUUAUAACAUAAAUUUUUAUUAUUUUACUAUUUUCUAUUAUUUUAUUUACAAAUUAUAUAUUUAUUUUAUUCUACAGUAAAUUUACUGGUAAACUUAUUGGUAUAAAAUAAAAAACAUAGGUAUCGUGAUAUUGUAGCCAAUAAUUGUUAGGUUUUGGACGAAACAAAUAUUAAAAAAACCAUAUUCAUGUAUCAUAUUAUAUUAUUAACCAUUCAUUAUUUGGUUUGCAUUAUAUUUACAUUUGACUUAAUUUAAAAAAUAAUAUUAUUUAAAUAUGAUUUAAAUCUAAUAAUAUCAACUUUACAAACGACCAAUUUAGUGAAUUCCUAAUUGUAACAUUUAUUGAUAGUGUACUAUACUAUCUUUAAUAAAAAUGACAUUAAAAUGGUAAAAUGACACACAUAAAAAAUAAUAUAAAAACAUUUUUUAAGAAAAAUAAUUCUCAACAAUCCCGUGCGUCGCGGAGACAGCCUCCUAGUAUAAUAUACACUAGACAUGUACUACUUUACUAAUUAUAUAUCAACUACUUUUUAUGAAUUUUACGAGCAUUGGCGAUAUUUAAAACGGACAUAGCUUCUGUGUUAGUAGGAUUUGACUAAGAUGAAUAAUUCAUAACAGUGUAGAGAUCCUAAACCACUGGUGGUACCGUGCUAGCUAGUGGAUAUAAUAUAAGGUUGCAUGGUUUCAUUAUACAUAAGAGUUUUCAACCAUUAGUUUUAGGCUAGCCCUCCCACGAAAAUUACAUCAAAUGAGAAUAAUUCUGAAUUUAAAAAGUCGAAAAUCAGCAGUCUGAAAGUUUUCUAAAAAUUCUUUGGUUUGAAAAAUAAAGCGUAUGUUUUGUGGGACCAAUCAAAUAAAAUGUCAACUCAAUCUGAAGACGAAGCAUUUUUUUUUUGAAGUUAUGUGUUUGGUUUGGACAUUGUGAACAAGUCGCCUUCUUCGACAACGCGGUGGCUAGUCGCUUUCAUACUUUUAUUUAUUUAUUUUACAAAAAGGUGACAUAGCUUACAUAAUAAUUUGGUUGAAAACACACAAUCCUGUAUUAUAAUUUAUCUGAGUGUUCUAGAAGCUUGACUCACUCCUAAUGAGCACUUCUACCAAAUAAUUUUUAGUCUAAUGAAAUCUGUGCGGCUUUUCUCCAAUUAAUUUAUUUUCCCAAUUGAUUUUGACCUUAUUUUUAAGUUUUAAAGGAGGGAGAAGAGAAAGUGCAAUUCUUCUAGAACAUAUUCACUUAGUUUCAUUUAAAAUGUGUAUGUUUUUAAGUUUUCUGAUAAAUUAAAAAUAUUUUUAAUUUUUAAUAUAAAUAUAUUAUUUUGUGAUUAACUAUUUACAUAACUUUUAUCCAAUCAAAAUUUAAUAAGCAUAACUAUUUUCUUCAAAAUUUAUAAUUUACCAUCGUUGUCUAUAAUAAAAAGUAUUAAAAUGUAAAAUGCAAUUUUUAAAACAUUUUUCUAAAACAAAAAUCUUUUUGAAAACAUAGUGUGUAUUCCAUCAGUAAUUUUAUAUAAUUUUAAUGAAAUUAAAAUUAGCUUAAAAUUUUCAGAAAUAUAUUAUAAAAUAUUAAAACCUUUCUAAAAUACUUACAUAAUAUAAAAUGGAGAGAGAAAUCAUUAUCCAAUUCUUUUUGAUGUGGAGCUUUAGGAGAAAGGGCAAACGUGUCAUUUUCCCCCUUGGAGCCAACCACUCACGACUAUGAACUUGUCUAAGUAUGAAUUAAAUGACAAUGUCAGGCGCAGUUAAACUUUAGAAAGCGGUAUAAACCCACCGAAAGAAGUCGUCGCCCUCUUUCUCUGAGUAAACUAUUCAUUUUGCCUCUUUGGUAAGAAAAUUUCUUCAGAAAGAAACCGAGUAGUUAAGAUUAAAAUAUAAAACUGGAAAUAGUUAGAAAGUCGUGGUCUCUUCCCCUUAGACUUUAAAAGCUCUUUCUCCCAUUACAAACCAAAACCAUUAGAAAAAAACAACAACACAAAAAAACAAGAAACUAUGGCCGUGAAGAAGAAACUAUCCUGGAGAUCACUAAUGGUUUUAUGUUUCUUGGAUCCAGACAACAUAUGUUCAUCAAAAAAGGUAAAGAAAAAUGACGGUGAUGGUGUAAUAACAAAACAGAAAUCAUUUCUCGGGUUGUCGAUUUUAGACAUAAGCGAUCCAAGUUCCUCAACCUUGUCUGAAGAUCUUUCAAUCUCUCUGGCCGGUUCGGAUCUCCACGUUUUCACACAGGCAGAGCUCAAAGUCAUAACACAAAGCUUCUCUUCAAGCAACUUCCUCGGCGAAGGAGGGUUCGGUCCGGUUCACAAAGGGUUCAUCGACGACAAGUUACGUCCUGGUCUUAAAGCUCAGCCUGUGGCCGUUAAACUUCUCGAUCUAGAUGGCCUUCAAGGUCACCGUGAAUGGCUGACGGAGGUUAUAUUUUUAGGGAAGUUAAAGCACCCAAAUUUGGUGAAGCUGAUUGGGUAUUGCUGCGAGGAAGAACAUAGACUUCUUGUCUAUGAGUUCAUGCCUCGUGGGAGUUUAGAGUCUCAACUAUUCAGAAGGUGUUCUAUAUCGCUGCCAUGGCUAACGAGGAUGAAGAUCGCUCACGGAGCUGCAAAGGGUUUGCAGUUUCUCCAUGAAGCAGAAAAGCCCGUCAUCUACCGCGAUUUCAAGGCCUCCAAUAUCUUGUUAGAUUCUGAUUAUACAGCAAAGCUCUCUGAUUUCGGGCUAGCAAAAGACGGACCAGAAGGUGACGAAACGCACGUGUCAACACGCGUGAUGGGCACGCAAGGGUACGCCGCUCCAGAGUACAUAAUGACAGGCCAUCUAACGGCAAAGAGUGACGUGUACAGCUUUGGGGUUGUGUUACUUGAGCUGUUGACAGGUCGGAGGUCGGUAGACAAAAAAAGAUCGUCAAGGGAACAAAACCUCGUUGAUUGGGCUCGUCCAAUGCUCAACGACCCACGAAAACUCGGGAGAAUAAUGGACCCGAGGCUCGAAGAUCAGUACUCAGAGACGGGUGCACGAAAGGCAGCGGCUUUGGCUUACCAAUGCCUAAGCUACCGACCAAACAGAAGACCAUGCAUCAGCACCGUUGUUUCAGCUCUCCAGGACAUUAAAGAUUACGGCGAUGAUAUUCCCAUUGGGACGUUUACUUACACGGUCUCUUCCUCGCCUGCCAAGCCAAGCCUUGAAGUUAAAGAGUCAAGCGUUCAAAAUUCGGACAAGCCUCGCAACGUUCAUAAGAGUGAUCAACAUCAUAAUAAGUACCGGUCUCCGGUGCAUACGGCACGAAACCACCGGUUAACUUUGAGAAACGGGUUAAAUUCACCAAUGCGUAAUGAGGCAGGAGGGGAACGGUACUGAGUUUCUCUCUUUCUUUUACAUGUGUAGUUUCUCUUUUCAAAACAUAAGAUGUAGAUAAUGUCUUUCGUCCAUCAAAAAUCUAAAACAAAAUUCUAGAAUAGGUUUUGUUUAAAAGGGUCUUUUCGUGGGGUUAAGUUGAUUAUUUUUAAGCCAAGUUACAAAAAAAAAGUUGAUUAUUUUUGUUUAUUUGUUUUUCUUUUGUUUGAUCCAUUCAAAGCAAGCAGAAGUAUUAUUGUAACACAACUUGGUCUAAAGAAGUUAAUAAAAAAAAUACAUUUGGUCUUAACAAA